Messenger RNA from Effrenium voratum, 885 nucleotides. Lineage: Eukaryota; Dinophyceae; Suessiales; Symbiodiniaceae. The record is from the annotation of a GenBank genome assembly.
GUGAAGGACUCGCCCAUCUCGAUGGUGCUCAACGACUCGUCUCGGCUUCAGACUGGGAAGGGGGAAGCUUGGGUCGUGCAGACCAGCACGGAGUGGGCUGCCGCUAGCAAGGAUAUGCGUGAAGAGGAGCUGUGCGGAGCUUUGCUCGCGGAGUUUGCGCGGCUGGUGGGGGAACUGCCGGCGCCGGAGCAGAUGAAGGCCAUUCACUGGCACUAUGGAGAUGUUGACUACCACCUCCCUGCCGGCUUUGCCCAGGAUCCGUCCAGGCGCCUGUGCCUCUGCGGGGACUGGUGCUACAACGGCCGUGUGGAGGGUGCCUUUCUGAGCGGCGUUCGGGCGGCCAGGGUAUACGACCUGGAGAUGACGGAGAACAGCGUCCUGUUCUCCGAGGCAUUCGCCUUUGUAUCCUUCUGCCACAUGCACCAGGUGGACUUCAUCGCAGAGUCUGGGGUCUACAAGGGAGUUUCUACGGAGAUUUGGAGCCUCUUCGCGCAGAAGGUGGCCGCAGUGGACAUCUUCCUCGCCCCAGAGGCUGAAGCACGUCUACAGAAGCGGAAGAACGUGCGGCUCUACACAGGAGACGGGCGCAGCCUCUUGCCUGAGCUGCUGGCCGAGACCCGGAAAGCAGCUGUCUUCAUCGAUGGGCCCAAGGGUGAGCUGGCCAUCCACUUGGCCUUGAGCUUGCAAAAGCUCCCCCAGGUGGCCUUCGUGGCCAUGCACGACAUGGGCCCCUACCGCCGGGAGCUCAAGCGUCUCGGCGCCUUCUUCUUCUCGGAUGAGGAGUGGUUCCAGGCCACUUAUGGGCAUUUGGACGCGCCUUUCUUGCAGCGCCCAGAUUUGGAAGCUGGAGGAACUAUGGCCUUCCUGCCUGGCACGGACGCAUGA